Anneissia japonica is the source of this 5661-nucleotide messenger RNA. RefSeq names its product cubilin-like. The coding region runs from base 264 to 5546 and encodes 1760 amino acids. The transcript is spliced from 33 exons. The record is from RefSeq and is a predicted model, not a curated record. NCBI's taxonomy places the organism in Eukaryota, Metazoa, Echinodermata, Crinoidea, Comatulida, Comatulidae.
GCGGAUGUGUUCUAAAAUAGUUACAUAUCAAUUAUUUAUUUAGUAAUGUAUUUCAUUAAAUAUAGUUCUUUACAAACUUUAUUUUAAAAUUAAAACUUUUAUACUAUUUUGCUAUUAUUUGGGAUGCAAUCAUCGCUUACAAUAUAGGCUGACUGUUGGAAAAAUAAUACCGACUUGCAUAAAUGGUUUAUUUUCUGUUAAUCAAAGAAACCUGUUGAAUGCAGUUAUUUGUUCAUUCGCCAUCAGCCACUGCCUAAGUGAUUAUGGGAGGUUGUGAUAUCCGAUUCUUGCUGCUCAUUACAUUGGCCCUAUUACCUAAUAUCUACGGGCAAUCACAUGAGUGGGUAGCCGAAUAUGGAGACUGUAGUGCACCGUGUAAUGGAGGUAUCGAGUUUCUGAAUAAGGUGUGUUAUUCAACCGGUGUAGAUCGACAAAAAGUUGCCGUAACCUACUGUGAAGUACCUGCAAUUCCUGAAUUACUUGCUCCGAAAACGCGCCCAUGCAAUUCACAACCGUGCUCAAUGUGCGACAGAGAAUAUACUGGAGCGACUGGUGUUUUGACGUCUCCGUAUUGGCCAGAAAAGAAUGCUAUACAGCAGUUCUGUCGUCUUAAAAUACAAGUUGAGAAAUCUAAAAGAAUUCUUAUAGCUUUCCAAGAAUUCAUUCUGGAGGGACUUCAGCUGGAAACAAAUAUGGGAUUAACAGAAAAGAGCGUUUGCACAUGUGGAAAUUUAGUUGAGCUCUCUGAUAUGACUUCAUCUCAUCGUGUAACUAGCUACUGUGGUACAAAGCAGACUUUCUCCUGGGUUUCUGAAUCAAAUGAAGUGCAAUUAGAUUUUGUCACAGACUCUAACCUGGUUUUUAAUAGGUUUGAAGCAACGUACAGUACAUUAGAUGCUGUCCCAAGUUGCUAUUCCUUUAUUGAUAUUACCAGCGAGGUUAACCUUCGGCAAGGAUUCAUUACAUCAGAUAAUUUCCCAGAUUACUACAAUAACGAUCUACACUGCGAAUAUGUGCUGCAUGCGGAUCCCCAUCAUAGAAUAGUUUUGUAUUUUGACCAGUUUAACUUAGAACCCAGUACAUCCUGCACAGCUGAUAAGCUAAUGGUUGAAGAUUUGUUAUCAAGACGUUCAGAAACGUAUUGUGGUAUAAUGCCACAGUUUGCAUGGAUGUCCGACAGCAAUGAAGUGAGGAUACAAUUCUUGACCGAUGAUUCGCAGAAAUACCAAGGAUUCAUUAUUGGCUAUGAAGUUAACGACAGACCUCCUGCUUCUGAAUUCAACGUUGAAAUGAUUGAUGUUUCCGGUACAUUUACAAGUCCACAUUUUCCAGCCGCCUAUCCUGCAGAUGCUGAAGUCCACUACUAUAUACAAGUUCCGGCGGACCAAUACAUUUUAAUCCAAUUCAGAGACUUUUGGUUAGAGAGUGAAGACUCGUUCUCUUCCCCGUUUACGAGUAGAGUGCGUCGUAGUACCAGUACUCUGUCGAAACGCCCCUAUGAAACGUUUUCUUGUCCAGAUAAGAUUGUUGUAAAAGAUCUUUACUAUAGUAACUUUUUAUUGGAGGAGUACUGUGGUCAUCAGCAAGAGUUUACUUGGAUAUCUCGAAGCAACGCCGUGAUUGUGACCUUUACCUCUGAUUCAGACGAAGAAUUCAGAGGAUUCAGAGCUACGUACAGAUCACUUCAAAGAACACCCCCACCCGAAUGGGAGCUAAUCUUCCGUAAUGUUGCCGGAAAUAAUGAAGACACAUACAGCCGAUGGAUAGACUCGAGAGCAUAUGGAUAUUUUCCCCCUGAUAUUAAAUCUACACAGUAUAGGGGGCUUUACAAAAGUGACUUGAUGUUGGAUUGGGCCGAUAUAGGAAUCAAGAGGAUAAAAAUCAACUUGUAUAAAGAUGGUGUUGGAGUUAAACAGUUCAGAUUUUAUGCCGAGGAAUCAACGAAUAAUGAUGAUUGGUUUACAUGCGAAAAUCUGAUAUAUAGCCCUUACACAGAUCUCAGGGAAUGUGAUUUUACCGGCAAGAACCGUCGAGAAUUUUCUUUACCAUUUGAAAUUGAGGAUGGUCAUGCGUCCGAUUCAAAUUGCUCAUAUGGUAAAGUAUGGUUAGAUUUGGAGGACGUUUCGUCAGGCGUCGGUAGUUGCUAUUAUGAAACUACAACUAGUGGACGACCGUACUUUGCUUAUAGCUCACGUAACACCGCCGGAGAUACAUCUACUGGCGAAGGUAUAGGCUUUGCGGAUGUGUUUGGAAUCUUCAUUCAACGCGAUUGCCAUGACUAUGUCGACUUAAAAGCAUCAGACACUUCAACUAUCAAGUCACGUCGAUCUAACGAUCUUUAUAUAAAGGAUGAGAUCUGUGAUAUAACUGUACAGUUAAAACCCGAUGAACGAAUCUUCCUUCAGUUUAGUAAUUUUAUACUCCAACAGGGCGACUGCAACCAAGAUUAUCUUGAGAUUGAAGAUGUACUAACAGGUGCUAUUGACAAAGUCUGUGGAACACAGGAACAGGUUACGUGGACAUCCUCUGGUAACAGUCUUCUCUUGAGAUUUCGCACAGACUCAACGAUCUCAUUUACUGGUUUUGAAACAACAGUUUCGAAAGAAUUCAGAGAUACAGAAGAUUGCUCUGCUGUCAACUAUGAUGAACAAGGAAUUUUAGCCACAACAAAUACACCUAUACCGACAUCCAGUUUUUUUUUAGAGGAUUGCUCCAAUGUAAUUCACGUACAUCCAAGCCAGAAAAUUGUAUUAACAUUCAAUGAGUUUGAUUACCAAUUCGACGAUUGUCCUCAGUUUAGAAUCAAUGAUCGAGCCGAUGAUAACGGAGGAAUAGACGUAUACGGAAAUCUUUACCCGUUUUCGUGGACAUCUCAAAGUAACGAGUUCAUUGUAUCAUAUUGUGCUCUCACACCCUAUCGCAAUUACUUGGUGUAUAAUGCAACAUAUAGAUCAAUUUCAACUAUUCAAGCUGCUGCUGUUAUAUCAUUCAAAGAUGCCGAACGACCAGGUGUGUUUAGUUGGCCGCAAACCACAGCCACAACUACAGACUCAUUUCUCAUCAUAAGGUCGCAUCCUAACGAUCUACAGCGGGUUAUAUUAACGAUCAGCGAUUUUGUCUUAUCUGAGCAAUCUUGUAGCAGCUUCAUGAAGAUAAUUGAUACAACCACUCAAAGACAAUCAAUGUAUUGCGGAACCGAAUACCAGCCAUUCACCUGGACUUCUGAUGCAAAUGAGGUCCUGCUUCACUUCAAACACAACAGUAAUGAACAACAUCAAGUGAAUGCAAAUUACCGCAGCUAUCCUCGUACACGGUUUGACUAUUACAGCUUCUACACUCUAGAUUCUACGACAACUGUUCGCAAAAGAGGAGCAGAACAUUUGCUUGCGGGUGGAAGUUUUACCAGUCCAGGCUAUCCUGAAAAAUACCCCAACAACCAUAACUACGAGGAAUACUUGAUUCAUGCACCGCCCAGUUUUAUUGUUGUCGUGACAUUUAAAGCAUUCAGCUUAGAAGAUGAAACUGUUUCAAGCUUAGAAAUAAAAUGCGAGCAUGACUAUGUAGAAUUAUACGACGUAUUAGGAGAACCGGUUGUAUUUUGUGGAACAAAAACCCCGUUUGCUUGGGUUUCUACGGGCAACGAGGUUCUUGUCAAGUUUGUAUCAGAUUCGCACACUGUGAAAACGGGGUUUAGCGCCGAGUAUCACUUCCAACCACGUCUUUCCGAUCAAAGCUGUGGAGGUCUUUUUACAACAGAUGUAGGUAAUUUUUUUUCUCCCGGUUAUCCACAUCGAUAUGGCAAUAAUAUUGUGUGUCAAUACCGCUUUCAGACGGCUCCCGGAAAACAUUUUACUAUCAAAUUUUUGCACCUUGACAUUGAAGACCAUGUUGAUUGCGAGAAAGACUUUAUUAACCUUUUUGAUGUUUCAACGAACAAAGAAAAGUCUUUUUGUGGAUUUAAACAAAAUGCUCCGAUGACGUGGGAAUCUGACAGUAAUCUGGUAUUUGCAAAGUUCAAAAGCAAUGACCAUUACACAUUUUCAGGAUUUUUGGCCUCAUAUGAAGUUAAGGAUAUUGACAAAGCAUCCGCUUGUGUUCAAAGUUUCGAGGGCAUUACUGGACAUAUCUCUUCACCUUGGUUUCCGUUGCCAUAUCCGAACGAUAUCACAUGCGUGUACACUAUCAAAGUAGCAAAGGAUUUCUUUAUCAAUUUGGCGUUUGAAGUUUUCGAUCUCGAAGAGAAAACAGCGGACACAGAUGUCUGUGGUUAUGAUUAUUUGGAGGUAAGCAAUCCUUCAAAUACCCAAGAAACUCAGUUAUUAUGUGGCAAGAAAAAUGCAAUCCAGAUUGGAAUUUCAAACAAUAUUGCCAUCCUAACAUUUCAUAGUGAUUUUAUCAAAGUUGGACAAGGUUUCUACCUCACAUAUUCGCAAACAGAUCAAAUACAGCAAGUAACUACAGGUUGUGAUAAGCAGCUAACGACUUUGACUGGAGAAUUUACCAGCCCAAAUCACCCAUUGAAUUAUCCACUAAACAUCGACUGUGUUUACACGAUCGUCGUUGAUCCGAUCUAUAAGGUCGUACUUACCUUUGACCCAUUCAAUGUUGAAUUUCAAGACACAUGCAAAUAUGAUUUUUUACAGGUUAUCGACAAAGCCGGAGAUACGGAAAAGAAAUUUUGCGGUAGAUAUUCCGAUCCGUUAAUCGUACAAUCAACAAACAACAAAGUGGUAAUAAAAUUUCAUUCCGACAAUAUGACACCGAGCUCCGGGUUUAGAGCCCGCUAUGAGUCAUGGCUUCUCCCCACAUCUGCUCCAGUAAUCACAGGCUGCCCGCAUGUGGAACUGGUAACACCUACAGGAAUUCUUUCAUCGCCUAAUUUUCCACGAAACUACGACCUCAAUAUAGACUGCAGUAUUAGAAUUGUUUUGCCAAAAAGUUACGUCUGUCGUAUACAUUUCGAAACAUUUGAUGUAGAAGACGAAGAGACUUGUAACUAUGAUUUUGUAAAGUUAACAAGUUAUCCAGGUAAGAAAGAACAGUAUUUUUGUGGACAUCGUAAUGCAUUCGACUGGACAUCAUCUGGUAACAUCUGUAUGUUGGAUUUUCACAGUGAUGACUAUAUAACAAAAGGUGGUUUCAAAGCCACCUAUGAAGCAGUAGAAAUAUUAAAUGUCGUUCCAAUAUCAUCGGAGUGUAUCCAGACUCUAGGAGAUAAAAGUGGCGCAUUUACCUCACCACACUACCCAGACGACUAUGAUCUUUUAAGUGAAUGCAUCACCACAAUAUUCGUGCCCUAUGGAAAUAUAAUAGAAAUUGAAUUUAAUGAUUUUGAGAUUGAAUACGAAGAUGAUUGCAGUUGGGACUUCGUACAAAUUAUAGAUUUGCCGUCCUACAGAACGUCACCGAAGUACUGUGGAGUACUUGACAAAUUCACAUAUAUCUCUGAAACAAACAAGGUCCAAAUUAUUCUUUCCAGUGAUGAAUAUGUGUCAGCUAAAGGGUAUUCUGCAAGUUAUGCACAGAUCAGUUAUCACUUGAAAUGAUAGAUUAAACAUUAAAAAAAAACAAAUUUUAAAGAUUGCUCCAAUUCAAAUACAUACCAAAAACAUUUGAUAUUGAAUAUGUAGUAACAAAAAUAAAUAUUUGAAUCGUAUUCUA